Messenger RNA from Vigna angularis (adzuki bean), 2314 nucleotides. Its product is annotated as caffeoylshikimate esterase. Bases 1183 to 2220 code for a protein of 345 amino acids. Gene Ontology annotation, cellular component: membrane. NCBI's taxonomy places the organism in Eukaryota, Viridiplantae, Streptophyta, Magnoliopsida, Fabales, Fabaceae. The record is from RefSeq and is a predicted model, not a curated record. Gene Ontology annotation, molecular function: lipase activity. The transcript has 8 exons.
GUUUGUGGGAUUGAUGACAUGAGCAAAUCCAUGCCAUUUUUUUUGUUGUUGUUUCUAAUGUGCUUGGUUUUGUCUUGUGAGUGAACGUUUUGCUAUUUGAUUAUGGAGGGACUUGCAAAAUAUUUGGUUUUGCCCUUUAUUGUUUCUUACUUCUCUCUUUCUUUAAUGCUGAGGAUAUUGAUUGGUGGACUUGAAACUUUUGACUUUGAGAUUUCUGAUUUGCAAGCAAAUCCCUUGUAAAGAGGAAGAUAUUUGUUCUGACUUUAGCUUCUUUUUGGUAUUGGGCAUGGAGGGUUUGUUUGGUAUAUUCUGUUGCAGCUAUUAAUUAUAAGGUGAAUUCCUCUUCAAAAUAGUUUACCCUAAUUUCUUAAAGCAAGAAAAGAUGAGAUUUUAAUAUAUUUUCUGUUAAACUUGAUUAUGUGGAUGAAUUUUGGUUUGGAUGAAUACUUGAAGCUAGUUUUAAAAAUUUAAACUCAUUAGAAUUAACUGUGUCACAGCCAGAGUUAAUAGAAAAAAUGUGUUAAAGCUCAAAUUGAAUAAAUUUAACUUUAUUGUGAAAUGAGAUGAGUCAUGAACACUUCAAUUCUAGUUUGUCAUAGGGGUAGGGGGCUUCAACUGUUGGUAUUAAAUGUUGCAGAAUUGGAAACUCUGUAUUUAAAUGCAACGGGGUCAGCCUUCAAUACAACUACAAUAGUAUAGUUCAAGAGGAAAAAUGUUAGGUGGGAACUCGUUCAAAAUUCAAACAAUUUUUAGUAUAAUAUUAUUUGACUAUGGUAUUCAAUAAUUUAGGGUAAAAAAAUGUAAAUUUAUGAAGUUCUUCUUGCAUAAAUAUAAUGCUCAUUUACACAAUUAAUCAAACGUUUAAGUGUACUGGAAUAGUAGUGGAGAAUUCUUACAUGAGGACGGUGGUGAGUGGAAUGUUGAAGCUAUCUUUUUAUUUUUCUAAGUUUUUGAGUAGUUGUGAGUUGUGAGCAUGUACUGGUGCAAAAUGGCACCGAUUUCUGGUGUAAAAUGUGAGACCUGACCCAAUAAAAAAUGCGUUACAGAGAUAUUUUGAAAAGACUUGUCAAGAGCAUGUAGGGAUUCACAAUAAUUAUGAUAGUUCAGUGAAUUUCUUGAGUAGUUAAUAUUCCUUAAACAUGUUAGGUUAUUUUUUUUUAUUAUAGUUUUUUGGACUCUAGUAUGGCCUACUCGUUCUUUCUUACUCAACUUUGCAUCAGACACUACAAUAUGCAAUUAGAUCUGUACAUUGUCUUUUCUCCAUUCUUUUUCAAACCCAUCCAUUGCAUGACAUUUUCAUGGUCUUGGCUUUUGACUCCAUGUGAUGGAAUAAAAAUGGAAGAGUCAUAUGAGAAGAAUUCAAAAGGACUAGAAAUCUUCUGCAAAAGUUGGCUUCCUGAAGCAUCUACGCCAAAAGCAGCACUAUUUUACUGUCAUGGUUAUGGAGACACUUGCUCCUUUUUCUUUGAAGGAAUUGCUAGAAAACUGGCAUCAUCUGGAUAUGCAGUUUUUGCCAUGGAUUAUCCGGGAUUUGGUCUAUCAGAAGGUCUUCAUUGCUUUGUUCCCAGUUUUGAUGGACUUGUUGAUGAUGUUAUUGAGCAUUACUCUAAAAUCAAAGAAAAUCCAGAGUUCCGUUCUCUUCCCAGCUUCCUAUUUGGACAGUCCAUGGGUGGAGCAGUUGCAUUAAAGAUACACCUGAAACAGCCUAAGGCAUGGGAUGGUGCCAUUCUUGUUGCACCUAUGUGUAAGAUUGCAGAUGACAUGGUUCCACCAAAGUUGGUCACUAAUCUCCUUAUUGGAUUAGCCAAUGUUUUACCAAAGCAUAAAUUGGUUCCAAACAAGGAUUUAGCGGAGGCAGCAUUCAGAGAUUUAAAGAAGAGGGAACAGACUGCUUACAAUGUUAUUGCUUACAAGGAUAAACCACGCUUGCAGAGUGCUGUAGAAUUGCUAAGAACUACUCAAGAAAUAGAACGGCGAUUGAAAGAAGUUUCUCUACCAUUAUUCAUCCUUCAUGGAAAGGCUGACACAGUGACUGAUCCAUCAGUGAGCAAAGCCUUGUAUGAGAAUGCAAGCUGUUCAGAUAAGAAGCUUAAGCUUUAUGAAGAUGCCUACCAUGCUCUUCUGGAGGGUGAGCCUGAUGAAGUGAUUACUGAAGUUUUUGAAGACAUCAUCUCUUGGCUUGAUGAACACAGCUUGAAACAGAACCAGCCUUCCUCCUAAUACCGAUAAAUUAAUUUUGCAAUCUUCUGAUUUAAAGAUGAAUAUUUUUAUUGGGAUUGUUUCAAGCAAUGGAAUAUAGAAUGCUUCCGUUAAA